This is a messenger RNA of Colletotrichum karsti, 801 nucleotides long. RefSeq names its product collagen-like protein mcl1. Lineage: Eukaryota; Fungi; Ascomycota; Sordariomycetes; Glomerellales; Glomerellaceae. The record is from RefSeq and is a predicted model, not a curated record. Bases 1 to 801 code for a protein of 266 amino acids. The transcript has a single exon.
AUGAAACAGACAACUAUCUCCUCCGGCUUCUUCGGCCUCUCUGGCCUUGCCGUCCUACUUUCCACCCCGGCUCUGGCUUCCAGGGAUUCCACACCCAAUAUGCUGGAUGCUCGCCAGGACAAGCCUCCCUACCAAGACGUCGUUUGCAAGCCUGAGACCAACGGCCAGUUGCCCCCUUGCGUCCAGAUCGAGAAUAUCGAGGUUGCCUGCGCUCCCAAUGGCACUCAAUCGAUUUACUACGAGGCUCAUGCCCAAUGCAUGUGCGGCGGCUCCUUCUUCGCCGAGAAGCUCGCCUGCGAACGCUGUCUGAACGUCCACGGACUACGCAGCGAGAGAGACCUGGCCUAUUAUAGUGGAAUUCUGGCGUCGGCUUCCAACGCGCUCUGCACUGGCACACCCACUGCCGACUUCGCAAGCAUCUACUCGUCCAUCGCGAUAGCUGCUACGCCCGUGACCACCGGGGGCACCGCUACGAGUGAUCGUGCUGUCAGCAACACGGCCAUCUCGCUUUACUACACUGCCAGUGGUCCUCAGGGUCCCGGAAGCAUCACCGGAGCAGCUGCCAGCGCGACCAACACGGGUGGCAGUACCACAGCGGCUGCUACUACUACGGCCACUCGUUCCACUUCGAGUGACGACGAUAGCUCCACGACCGCGGCGACUGUCGGUUCCGGCACGGCUUCUGGAAGCGCGGCUACUACUUCCAGCUCUGGAAGCGGUGCUAUGCCUACCCUCGCUGCUGGUGGUCUCGUUGCUGGCGCCGCUGGCAUUGCUGGCUUGGCCGUCUUUGCAGGCCUGUAA